UCAUCGAUAUCGACCCUGUAGCUCUCCGGAAAGGUCACGUCAAGAUAAGAAACAAUUCCUCCGAGAACUCGAGCAACACUGUGCACAGUAACAUCGUGUCAACGGGAGUACCCAACUUGCACAUGGGAGUUGAGGUGAGGAUAGUCGACAGUGUCACGAGGCAACUUUGCUCGCCUAACACCGUGGGUGAAGUUUGGAUAUCGAGUCAAAGUGUUGGAAAAGGUUAUUACGGUAAAGACAAGAUCUCCGAGGAGACAUUCCGAACGAAGCUUGCCAACUGUGACCACGGGAAUCACGGAAACUUCUUAAGAACGGGCGACCUCGGGUUCAUCUACAACGGUGAACUUUUCGUCACCGGACGGGAAAAAGACGUCAUCAUUAUUAAUGGCAAGAAUCAUUAUCCGCAAGAUAUCGAACUCUCUGUUCAGGAGUGCCACAACGAAAUUCGGCCCGGCUGCAUAGCGGCACUUCACCAUCAAGAUCACGAAGUUGGCACCGAUUCAUUGAUAGUUCUCGCCGAGAUCCGUAAUCAAAAGGAAGUGAGACCCGAACACCUGCAACUAAUAGUCGACGAGAUAAGUCGCGUUGUACCUGCAAAACAUGGUUUGUCCGCACAAAGAAUCAUCAUCCUCAAGCAGCACAGUUUACCGAAAACGACAAGCGGAAAACUUCAACGAUCCAAGACGAAGGAAAUGUUGUUGACCGGUUUGCUUGAUAAAAAGAUCCUUUUGAGUGUUGGGGAG
Messenger RNA from Acaulospora morrowiae, 743 nucleotides. The record is from the annotation of a GenBank genome assembly. NCBI's taxonomy places the organism in Eukaryota, Fungi, Glomeromycota, Glomeromycetes, Diversisporales, Acaulosporaceae.